UACAAGUGAAGAAAUAGAGUUGGGAACAUGAAUGAUCCAGAACCCUGCAGAAUAAAACAUGAAGAUACUGAAAAUCUAAUAGACCUGAUGGAAGACAACAAGGAGAGUGAAGAACUGAGAGAAGCAAAGGAGAAACAUCAUCUCAAUACUGGUGAAAAAUCUUCCAGUCCCUCACAGACUGAUAGUAAUUUGAGAAAAUCUUUCACCUGCCCUCAGUCUGGGAAGAGUUUUACAGAAAAUGGAAUCUUGAAGAGACACAUGAUAAUCCACACUGGAAAGAAGCCACACACAUGUGAUCAGUGUGGGAAGAGUUUCACGAAAAAAAUAGGCCUUAAUGUACACAUGAAAAUCCACACUGGAAAGAAUCUGCACACGUGUGAUCAGUGCGGGAAGAGUUUUACGUAUCAAGAGAGCCUGAAGAGUCACAUGAUAAUCCACACUGGAGAGAAGCCGUACAAAUGUGAUCAGUGCGGGAAGAGUUUUGCACAUGUAGGCAAUUUUAAAUCACAUGUGCUUUCUCAUUCUGGAGAAAGACCAUAUAACUGUGGUCAAUGUGGUAAAUCAUAUUUUUCAGCAUCAUCCCUGAAGAGCCACCUGAAAAUUCAUUCAAAGGAAAAGCCUUACAUGUGUUCUCUGUGUGGAAAGAGUUUUAGUGAGCUGGGUACUUUAAAAAUACACCAGAAAAGACACAGUGGUGUGAAGAAUCAUGUGUGCUUUGAUUGUGGGAAGACCUUUCUUACAGAUGCUGAAGUGAAAAUGCAUCAGAGGAUCCACACUGGAGAAAAACCUUACAAGUGUUCACACUGCGACAAGAGAUUCAGUCAGUCAGGAAUCCUGAAAUCACACGAGAGGAUUCACACUGGAGAAAAAGUUUUCAAGUGUUCACACUGUGACAAAACUUUCAUUCAGUCAGUACAUCUGAAAUCACACGAGAGGAUCCACACUGAAGAAAAACCUUAUAAGUGUUCACACUGUGACAAGAAAUUCAAAUGGCCAGAAUCCAUGAAAAAACAUGAAAGGAUCCACACUGGAGAAAAACUUUUCAAGUGUUCACACUGUGACAAAACUUUCAUUCAGUCAGUAAACCUGAAGGCCCAUGAGAGGAUCCACACUGGAGAGAAGCCAUACAAGUGUUCUCACUGUGACAAGAGUUUCAUUCAGUCAGGAUCUCUGAAAAAACAUGAGAGGAUCCACACUGGAGAGAAGCCAUACAAGUGUUCACACUGUGACAAGAGUUUCAUUCAGUCAGCACAUCUGAAAGCACAUGAGAGGAUCCAUACUGGAGAGAAGCCGUAUCACUGCACUCCUCCAUGAGGGAAGGGUUUCACUCAUUUAUCUUCUUUACAACAAGCGACAGGACAACGAAACAUCAUCUGAAGUUUUUACAGUGAACAGAGUUCAUCUUUAA
Rhinichthys klamathensis goyatoka is the source of this 1408-nucleotide messenger RNA. RefSeq names its product zinc finger protein 664-like. The transcript is spliced from 2 exons. The record is from RefSeq and is a predicted model, not a curated record. NCBI's taxonomy places the organism in Eukaryota, Metazoa, Chordata, Actinopteri, Cypriniformes, Leuciscidae. Bases 28 to 1314 code for a protein of 428 amino acids.